ACCCUCGUGUCUCUCCCAUCUGUCUCUCUGCGAACCCUCCCUCCUUCAAUCGCCAGAAAUGGAUCCAGUCGACGUAUGGGGCAAUAGCUCCCUCGAUACAGUGGACCCGGAAAUCCAUGAUCUAAUCGAGAAGGAGAAACGCAGGCAAUGCCGUGGGAUCGAGCUCAUCGCCUCCGAGAACUUCACCUCCUUCGCCGUCAUCGAGGCCCUCGGUAGCGCCCUCACCAACAAAUACUCGGAGGGCAUGCCCGGAAAUCGCUACUAUGGCGGAAACGAGUUCAUCGAUGAGAUCGAGAACCUCUGCCGUUCCCGCGCUCUUCAGGCCUUCCAUCUCGACCCUGCAAAGUGGGGUGUCAAUGUGCAGCCUUACUCUGGUUCUCCCGCCAACUUCGCUGCCUACACCGCCGUGCUCCAGCCUCACGACCGCAUCAUGGGUCUGGACCUUCCUUCCGGUGGCCACCUUACGCAUGGGUAUUACACUUCCGGCGGGAAGAAGAUAUCGGCGACCUCCAUUUACUUUGAGAGUUUGCCUUACAAGGUGAACUCUUCUACUGGUUACAUUGACUACGACAGGUUGGAGGAGAAGGCUUUGGAUUUCAGGCCAAGGCUGAUUAUCUGCGGUGGCAGUGCGUACCCGAGGGAUUGGGAUUACGCCAGGUUUCGGGCUAUAGCUGAUAAGUGCGGUGCGCUUUUGCUAUGUGACAUGGCUCAUAUCAGUGGCCUCGUUGCUGCUCAGGAAGCUGCAAAUCCUUUUGAGUUCUGUGACAUUGUCACAACAACUACCCACAAGAGCUUGAGAGGUCCGAGGGCUGGUAUGAUCUUCUACAGGAAGGGAUCUAAACCUCCUAAAAAGGGCCAGCCAGAGGAUGCAGUCUAUGACUUCGAGGACAAAAUCAACUUUGCCGUUUUCCCCUCCCUUCAGGGUGGCCCCCACAAUCACCAGAUUGGUGCUCUGGCUGUUGCCUUGAAACAGAGCAUGGCCCCUGGGUUCAAAGCGUAUGCUAAACAAGUCAAGGCCAAUGCUGUUGCCCUCGGAAACUACUUGAUGAGCAAGGGGUACAAGCUUGUUACUGGUGGAACUGAGAACCACCUUGUUCUCUGGGAUCUACGGCCUCUUGGGUUGACAGGUAACAAGGUUGAGAAGCUUUGUGACCUGUGCAACAUUACUGUGAACAAGAAUGCUGUGUUUGGUGACAGCAGUGCUCUGGCCCCCGGAGGAGUAAGAAUUGGUACCCCUGCCAUGACUUCAAGAGGUUUGGUGGAGAAGGACUUUGAGCAGAUUGGAGAAUUCCUCCACCGAGCAGUGACAAUAACAUUGAGCAUCCAGAAGGAGCGCGGGAAGCUCUUGAAGGACUUCAACAAAGGGUUGGUGAACAAUAAAGACAUCGAGGCACUCAAAGCUGAUGUCGAGAAGUUUGCUUCCUCAUUCGACAUGCCCGGCUUCAAAAUGUCUGAAAUGAAGUACAAGGAUUAGUUCCAAGACAAUCAUAUCAUCUGCAUUUCUCAUCAACUUCUGGUUUUAUGAAAAGGUUACCUCAUUUUUAUAGUUUAUAGGAUUUGCCAGCAACAUUUGAUUUCUGUUUUUAUUUGCAUCCUCCGACAAAGGGUUCUUGCAAUAACUUGAUGUAUUCUCCUCGAUUAAACAUGUUCUUUACAUAUGAAAAUUGGUUUUUCAUAUACAAA
Carica papaya (papaya) is the source of this 1683-nucleotide messenger RNA. RefSeq names its product serine hydroxymethyltransferase 4 (gene SHM4). Gene Ontology annotation, biological process: tetrahydrofolate interconversion. The record is from RefSeq and is a predicted model, not a curated record. Gene Ontology annotation, cellular component: cytoplasm; mitochondrion. Gene Ontology annotation, molecular function: pyridoxal phosphate binding; glycine hydroxymethyltransferase activity. NCBI's taxonomy places the organism in Eukaryota, Viridiplantae, Streptophyta, Magnoliopsida, Brassicales, Caricaceae.